CGGUCUGGGAUGAACCUCACAAAUCGCACAGAUUUACCAGAACACGCAGAACUGCAGUAUGUGAACAUAGUGUUUAGGUCGAUACUAACCCUGUGUAUUUGUUUCGGUAAUAUCAUGGUCAUAGCUGCCAUACAGCGAUCACCAGCUCUGAAGAAUGUUCCCAAUCACUUCAUCAUGCAUCUGGCCAUUGCCGACCUCUCUGUUGGUGUGACCAUGCCGUUCUAUAUUGCCUCCACAGCCCAGCCUGCACUCGUGACGAACAUAUACCUGUGCAUUCUGAGGUACUGUGGCAUAGGAGUAACAGCCAUGGCAUCAGUUCUGUGUUUACUCUCCAUAGCAGUUGACCGGUACACCGCCAUCGUCUACCCGUUACGCUACAACGCCAUCAUGACGCUAUCACGUGCACGCCGUCUGACUGUUGUCAUAUGGGUAAUGUCCUUUGUCCUUUAUCUCGUUAUUCCAUGCCUGUGGCACAACGAAUGGACGGACAUCCCAGACAGAGAUUGCUUGUACGUCAAAGUUAUGAAACGGGAAUAUCUAGGAGGCGUCAAUAACCCGAUGUUCGUGCUGGCCACCGUCUUCAUCAUGUGUCUGUAUGGCAGAAUAUUCUACAUUGCGCACAAACGGGGAAAAGAGGAUCCUAUAGGUCAAUUUGUGCCCAGGAACUCGUUGGAAGUCGAUUUGAAAAUUGCCAAAAUGGCUGCCAUCGUUUUGGGUAUUUUUGUGCUCUGUUGGUUUCCGUUUGUUGCAAUGGUCGGUAUUCAGGUCUAUGGUGAUCUCGUGUACUCAGAACAAAUGAAUGAGGCCAAUAGCUACGUUACUAACCUGCUGUUUGUCAACUCUGCCGUUAAUCCUGUGGUUUAUGCAUUUCGGUCGGAAACUUUCAUGACAGAAUUCAGAAAACUAUUACACAUAAAGGCAAAACCUCAAUCCAAUGUUCAGGCACCGGCGCCUGUAAUAUUUUCAACUAUGAAUACAACAGAUACAGCGCUGUAA
Lingula anatina is the source of this 996-nucleotide messenger RNA. Its product is annotated as adenosine receptor A2b-like. Gene Ontology annotation, biological process: G protein-coupled receptor signaling pathway. The record is from RefSeq and is a predicted model, not a curated record. Gene Ontology annotation, molecular function: G protein-coupled receptor activity. Gene Ontology annotation, cellular component: membrane. NCBI's taxonomy places the organism in Eukaryota, Metazoa, Brachiopoda, Lingulata, Lingulida, Lingulidae.